AUGGGAGAACGCAAAGUCCCAAACAAGUAUAUUCCGCCAGAUUUUGAUCCGAAGAAGAUACCUCGUCUCCGAAAACCGAACAACCAGCAAAGGAAGAUUCGAUUUAUGCUACCGGUUCGUAUUCGUUGUAACACAUGUGGUAAUUACAUGUUGGAAGGCACUAAAUUCAAUUGCCGUGAAGAUGAAGUCAUCAACGAGACGUACCUAGGGAUUAAAAUCCACAGGUUUUACAUCAAGUGCACCAACUGCUCGGCAGAGGUGACAAUUAAAACCGAUUCAAAGAACUCGGGUUAUAUUGUCGAAUCAGGUGCAGUUGGAGUUUAUAAUGGACUCGAGGAAGAGGAGAAGCAUGAGGUAGCUGAAAGCGCCUUGGAGUCGUUAGAGAAGAGAACUAAGGUAUCUAAAAGAGAGAUUGAAGUUAUGGCUGCGCUUGAUGAGAUGAAGUCUAUGAAGUCUAGAAGAGCCUCGCUGAGCUUAGACUCACUGCUUGAGGCUUUGAAUAGAAGAAAGAAACUAAAAGAAGAGAACGCGGAGGAAGAAUUGCUCAUUAAGUCUAUCAAAUUUGGUACGAGGACUAGGAUUGAUGAAGAGAAAAACGAUGAGGUUUUGGAUGAGAAGAAGACGAAGAAGCCUAAGAGACGUGUUAACUGUACAUCUCCCAUUCAAAUAUCUUCCGUUCGCAUAGUCUCGAAGAAGACUGCAAAGGUAACAAGGGGACUCGACUCUCUGUGUCACAACUACGGCUCAGACAGCGAUGAGGAGAAAUAA
Brassica oleracea var. oleracea is the source of this 768-nucleotide messenger RNA. RefSeq names its product coiled-coil domain-containing protein 94 homolog. The transcript has a single exon. Lineage: Eukaryota; Viridiplantae; Streptophyta; Magnoliopsida; Brassicales; Brassicaceae. Gene Ontology annotation, cellular component: U2-type catalytic step 1 spliceosome. Gene Ontology annotation, biological process: mRNA splicing, via spliceosome. Bases 1 to 768 code for a protein of 255 amino acids. The record is from RefSeq and is a predicted model, not a curated record.